Molecule: messenger RNA, 633 nt
Organism: Rotaria socialis
Lineage: Eukaryota; Metazoa; Rotifera; Eurotatoria; Philodinida; Philodinidae
Source: the annotation of a GenBank genome assembly
AUGGCUCAAUUUAAUUCACCAAUCCGGAAAGCAAAACAAGAACAAGAAUGGCAUGAAUGCCGACAGAAUGAAAAUGAAACAAUAAAUGAAUUUUUAAUUCGCCUUCGUGCUCUUUGGAGAGAGCAGAAACCGAAAGAAAUUGAGGCCGAUUUAGUCAAACAUCUAUUCUGUAGAAUGCGGAACGAUUUACUAAAUAUGAUCGGAACACCUCCGAAUACGUCGUUAGACGAAUUAAUUGCUGAAGUUCAACAGAUAGAACAAAUUUUAUAUCGUCGAGUCAAGAAUGAACGGGUAUUACACCAAUUCAAACAAUCACCACAACAAGAUAUCGAAAUAGCAUCCAAGAAACGGAAUCAGUAUGAGCGUUGGCAGUCGAAACCAUCCUGGUCAAACAACGGACGACCACGAUCGACCUAUCCAAGAGAACCAAGAUCUUACCAGACAAAUGAAGCAACAGUCAAUCAUUAUUCAAACAAUCUAAACCCAACGACGGCAAAUCCGAUCUCGUCGACACGAAGUUAUCCGGAAGAAAAUUAUUGGCGUGGACAGGAAGGGUAUGCAGCAGAGGAAUAUCCAACGCAGUCUGGAGCAUACCCAAGAGAAAGACACAAUCCAUACCCAAAAAACCAUUGA